This is a messenger RNA of Parastagonospora nodorum SN15, 2523 nucleotides long. RefSeq lists its product as hypothetical. The transcript has 7 exons. The record is from RefSeq and is a predicted model, not a curated record. NCBI's taxonomy places the organism in Eukaryota, Fungi, Ascomycota, Dothideomycetes, Pleosporales, Phaeosphaeriaceae. Bases 1 to 2523 code for a protein of 840 amino acids.
AUGUUAGACGAGAACCUGCCCACGUUCUUCCUCAAGCCGUCUACAGACAAGCUCAAGCACCACGAGUCGUACUACUUCACGCAGAAUGGCUCGGAUCCCGAUGCGCAAUAUGCGCUGCACCACAUCGACCCCUCAUCGAACGACGCGAAGAACACUUACGCCGUAGCCCUGUUCGACUCGUACCGACCCGACAUCUUGUUCGGUGAAGUGCUAGCGAAGCCGGGCUGGACACACCCAACACUCUCCCAGGAGGAGAUCCGCAAGAAUGGCGGCGUACCUCCCCCACCACAGCCCAUAUAUCCCACCGAAUUCGCCAUCCAGCUCUACAACCCGGACACGCAGGUGAUCGUGAAGCAGCAGACAACGAAAUGGAGCAGCACAAUCAGCUGGGAGUUCAGCAUACCGCAAAUCACCUUCCGCAUGCCGAGCAAUUCAGACCUCGACCGGACACAGAUCGAUCCCAGCACCGACGUGAACACACCAAGAGUCAACUUUGCGUGGCGGAAGGAAGGCAGGAUGGGCAAGGACUUGACGUGCUACAUGACUGGCAAGUCGACGGACCUUACUGGAAAGAAGGCGAAGAAGAGCAAGGAGCCCGACAUCGCCGUCGCACUGUUCUCGGGGCUGAGGGAGAUGUCUAUCAUGGAGCCGAACCUAUACCGCGUCGAGAUUGAGGACUACAAGGGUCUGGAGGUGGCAUUGCUGCUGAGUGCGGCUGUCAUUCGCGAUCUCUUCUUCGGAGAUCCAAGGGAGCAGUUCCAUGUCAGCGACGUUGCUGCCAGGAAGAAUAGUGGUGGAGUGAGGACAAGGAAAGGCUCAUCACCAGUACAGGGAGCACACAUUACGCCACCCGUCAUGACUCCACAACCUCCGCCACCUCCAGCAUAUACUGGCCCAUCACAGUAUCCACCUGAAAAGGUGCCUUUGCAGCCAGCGAGUGGAGCUGCGAUGAACGCGCAAAUGCAGCCUCCAUCAUACACCCCCAACAACAAUGCUGCCAAGCGUUCCUCUCUUCCGCCGCUACAGACCGGCGCCCGCCCGGCACAUGUCCAGCAACAAAGACCGCCACAGGGACGCACAUUCGCUCAACACCAACAACAACGACAACAGCCGCAGCAACCGCAACGACCUCAACAACCACAGCAGCCGCCGAGGCCACAACAGCAACAAGCUCCCAGGCCCCAACAAGGCACCCAACAAGCACAACCAGGACCGCGUUUAGACCCCCGAGCGCAAUGGGAGAUUGACGCAGAGACCGCAAGGCUGAAAGCCCAAGUCGAAGCCGAAGAGCGCGAACAACAGCGCAAAGCUGAAGCCGAGAAGAAAGCCCGCAAAAGGCGCGAGCAAGAACAGGAGCGCCAGACACUGCAGUUCCUCGAGCAAGAAAAGAAGCAAAAGGAGCGCGAAGAGAAAGAGCGACGUCGCAAACAAGCAGAGGUCGAUAAGGAGACUGAACGCCUGAAGAAGCAAUUCGGCGACCAAUCCACGCUACUACAAUCCAUACUUGGCGCCUGGAGGCCAUCGGCCAACUGCGAGUCACAGCAGCUUCUUCACCAACGGAUUGCCGAAGCCACAGGUGCAACCAAAGGCGAAGAAGAGUUUUUGGGGAUUGAGGACGUCAAGCGAGACGACCGCGGAGAAGCUGAAGAAGAAGAAGAGUCCAUAUUCACUCACCUCGUCUAUUUCUUCCGCACGCAGCGCGCCCAGGCCAGCGGCGUGGAAUCCGCCAAGCCCGGAAACUUGCUCAAUGAGCACGUUUCCCAGGGUCGCUCAAAGCUUGGUAUUGACAUGAAGGGAAGUUAUUGGGUGGCGGAAUUGCUUAGUGGCAUGCAGGCAUCGAUUGCGCGCAUGGGAAGGGGAGGUAGCAUGGUAAAGACGGGAAGCACCGCGACAGCGCAUUUCCGCCUCCUCCAACCCCAAUGGCGCGGCGACUCCUUCAUCGCCCCGGCCUCGCAAUACAACUACCCCUGCGCCGGCGUCAACGCUACGUCCAGCGAUUCCACGAACCGCACCCAAUGGCCGCUGACCGGCGGUAGCGUUGUCUUCAAUGGCAGUCACCCAUGGUCCUUCACAUACGUCAACCUCGCCAUCGGCACCAACGCAUCAAGCUUCAACAUCUCGCUGGUUCCAGGCUUCAACCAGACUGGUCCCGGCGUAUUUUGCUUCAAAGAGACGGGCCGCGCGCAUCUCGAAGAAGGGCUGAAGAAGGCUGGGUACAGUGGGUUGACGGAUGAGAGGCUGAAUGGGUUGGAUGCUACUGUUCAGGUCAUCCAAUUGGGCGAGAGGGGAAGUGCUUUGUACAACUGCGCGGAUAUCAAGUUCAACGCGAGCGCUCAGCUUCUCGCAGAUGAUCAGUGCAAGAAUGGAACGGGCGUUAGUGGUGUUGCGAUUGCAAAUGUUGAGGGCGGUGCAUCGCCUGCGGGAUCUGCAGCGCCGUCUGCAAGUUCGGGGGCGGCGAGCAAGUUUGGACCGGUCGUUGGGAGCGGAGUUGUUGCGGCUGCGAUGGCUUGGGGAUUAUGGUGA